UGUCUUAUCUUUUGAAUUCAUUUGCUCCGAGCGGAGUCAUCCCGGCGUUAAGCCAACGCUCUCACACUUCCUCUUGUGCAGAGCAAGAGUAUAUUGUUUCUUGACUUCUAUCCAUUCAUCACAGCAUGCUUCGCCGUGCUAUCUUGCCUUUAACGAGGCCGAGCGGUCUCGUUUCCGCUCCCCGCCUAUCAGCCCUUCCUGUCUCACACUCACGAUGUUACGCGAAAGGUUCCAAGCCUAAGACUCCUUACAAACUCCCCGAAUCUGUUAAGUCCUCGAAGCCUGAGCAACCCGCCAAGCCCUCCCAACAAGAGCAAUAUGCCGCGGAACAGGCAGAGUUUGAGACGACAUCAGAUCCUCAAGCCAACACCGCAAACACCACAUCACAGGCUUCCAGCUCUCCGGAAUCUUCCCCUUCACAAUCCGAACAAGAUGCGCCCCAGAGACCGCUCCCCGAUCUUACACAGGGUAUCCCUUCCACCCUCGCCGCGGAACUGGAGGCUCGCUCGAAGAAAAGUGGCUCCGGAACAUUGAACUUGACCGAAGAUCCCUCGCGGUUUGAAGAAGAUUACAGCGAUGAUGGCCGUGGUGAUAUCCCCAAGGGUGGUUACGAAUCGUCUCUUGACCGCAAACGAGCCCGCAUGGCCAAAUUGAUGUAUGCACUGUUCUUGCUUGGAAGUGUCGGUGGUAUGGCUUAUCUCGGGCGAAACUGGGAUACCGUUGAGGAGGAAAAUGCCCAUCCUGAUGUCCCAUCCGGCUGGAGUUUUGGACUUUGGUAUAAUCGCAUCAAGGCUCGAAUGGGCGACUUUACAAGCUAUUACAAAGACCCUGCUUUCCCGAAACUGCUUCCCGACGAAGAUCCAAACCUUCGCCAACCUUAUACAUUAGUCCUGAGUCUGGAAGAUUUGCUUGUCCACAGCGAAUGGAGCCGUGAACAUGGAUGGCGUGUGGCCAAACGACCUGGAGUCGACUACUUCCUUCGCUAUCUCAACCAGUACUACGAACUCGUCCUCUUUACCAGCGUGCCUAGCAUGAUGGCCGAUCAGGUGCUCCGCAAGCUUGACCCUUACCGCAUCAUCCGUUGGCCCUUGUUCAGGGAAGCCACCAGGUACAAGGAUGGAGAAUACAUCAAGGAUCUUUCUUACCUCAACCGUGACCUUUCCAAGGUCAUCUUGAUCGACACCAAGGAGGAGCACGCCCGUCUGCAGCCUGAGAAUGCUAUCAUUCUCGACAAGUGGAAUGGAAACCCCAAGGAUAAAACCCUUGUCGCGCUGAUUCCCUUCCUUGAAUACCUCGCAGGUAUGGGUGUGGAUGAUGUGCGCACCGUCCUCAAGUCUUUCGAAGGUCAAUCAAUCCCAAUCGAAUUUGCCAAGCGCGAGAAAGCCAUGCGCGAGCGAUUCGAGAAGGAACUUGCUGAGGAGCAGAAGAAACGCCCAAGGAGCGGCAUGGGUAGCCUGGCCUCAGCGCUUGGUCUGAAGUCGUCUGCACGCACCCUAGAUGGCGAACAGUUACCCUCUGCUGGUUUGCAGGAGGGCAAGAUGCUCUGGGACCAGAUCCGUGAGCGUGGUCAGAAGAACUACGAGCUGAUUGAGAAGGAGAUCCGAGAGAACGGAGAGAAGUGGCUGGCCGAAAUGGCUGCCGAGGAGGAGAAACUCCGACAGGAGCAGAUGGAAAGCAUGAAGGGUUCGUUGACCGGCUUCUUCGGCGGUGGCAAGAAAGAGUAAAUCAACCUUGCCUCUUGACGAAAGCUUAUAACAUCUCUAUUGCUAUCUUUUUGAAAGCAGGGACGUGUACAUCUUGCUCGCUAGAAGCCUUCUUCUUUCUCUCCUCUCUGGUCUUAAUGCGCGCUCAGGAUGCUUCUGUGGUUUCUUUUCUCAGGUGGUGGUGUAUUAAAUAGAGGGCUUUUUUUUCUUGGCUACUGACUACUUGAGCAUCAUGGGUGACUGUAAAAUAGCAUGUUGAUGUUAAUCUAAUGUUGUAUAAAUUGAACAUUAUCUCUACUA
Molecule: messenger RNA, 2003 nt
Organism: Aspergillus nidulans FGSC A4
Lineage: Eukaryota; Fungi; Ascomycota; Eurotiomycetes; Eurotiales; Aspergillaceae
Product: protein translocase subunit TIM50
Exons: 3
Coding region: 126-1724 (532 amino acids)
Biological process (GO): regulation of mitochondrial membrane permeability; protein import into mitochondrial matrix
Cellular component (GO): TIM23 mitochondrial import inner membrane translocase complex; mitochondrial inner membrane
Molecular function (GO): mitochondrial signal sequence receptor activity; identical protein binding; transmembrane protein transporter activity
Source: RefSeq, a predicted model, not a curated record